Spirodela intermedia is the source of this 4621-nucleotide messenger RNA. The record is from the annotation of a GenBank genome assembly. Lineage: Eukaryota; Viridiplantae; Streptophyta; Magnoliopsida; Alismatales; Araceae.
AUGGGGUCCACUUUACAAAUGAAUCUACGGGGAUGUAGACGAAAUAAAUGGAAAAACGUGUAUUUCUCUCAUGUUUAAGGCAUGUCGUCCAUGGAAAAUUGCCUUUAUUUCUGUUGCAUUUUCAUGCCGUAUGUUGAUUGUGGUGUGGGAUUUGUCGCAGGGUAUCAUUCUUAGAUGUUUUUUUUGAGCGAUGAAUGUGGGUUCUUUUCAUCAGAUUAAAACAAUGGAAAGAAGAAAACGUUUUUGCCUGUUUUUUCACUGUAAUUAAUGAUCCACGUUCAAUUUGCAGGAAAAGAAAGCUAGUAGUGACGGGGUGUCAUUGACUUCCAUCAAUGGUGUAGAGCAAGAAAAUGGAGCCCCUGAUUCCCAACUGAGCAUUGAACAGGUGAGAUCUAUUUCAGUUGUCUGAUUUUGACCGAUUUAUUUCAUUUGGCCUCCCAAAUUAGGACCAUUCUUCCAGUAAUAUCUCUUCGGAUUCUGUUGUUAGAUCUAUAUCCGUUUCAAAUACUGUAGCUUUAACUCUGCUACUAUUGUCAUUAACAUGUUCUAUUAGAUGAUUUGACAGAAAUAUCACGUUUCUUCAGAUGAAUUUUUACCCGAACAGGUUAGCAACGGUUUUAGCAAAUAAAUGUUUUUUGAUUAUUCUGUUACGGUUUUCUAGGAUAUCGUCCAGCCAGUGAAUGAGGAUAUUCCGAGUUCAGUCCAGUCAGCUGAGAUCAGUGACGGUGAUGUUGCAGCUGACAGUGAUCCGAAGGUGUUCCUCUGUCAGUUUAUAAUAUCUAUCACCUGUAAAUGUUAGAAACUGCAUUUUUACCUUUAUCAUGUUAGUGGUAUUGUAUCGUCACUUAUCCGGCAAAAAUAGUGCUGAAGUUGAGACCAACGCAGGAGAAAGAUGAUAGUACAGAGGUCGCAAGUGGAUCUCCAUUUCCAGGCAUAAAGGUAAAUGGGCGUUGGAAACGUUUAAUCUUUAGAAGUUUAAUUUCGUCUUGUGCUCUAUGCUUUAAGUUCAUUGUUUUCUUCCCGUUCUGGAUAUCUAAUAAUACCGUGGUAUUUUAAACUCACGGUAAUUGCAGCAACUUGGUGAACCUAUCAGGAUUCCAAAGUCCACGAUUGAUAUUCUUAAGGACCAAGUGUUUGGUUUUGAUACAUUUUUUGUGACAAGCCAAGAGCCAUAUGAGGUGAUGUUUCGAGCUCAGAUUUAUACGUUACUCUAGUACAGCAUUUCUGGAUUCAUUUUUUCUAGUCUUUUGUACUUUGUGAUAUUUAUGUGUACGAGGAUUACAUUCUGCAUUCUUGGAUUUUCUAUGGACUUAUUCUGAUAGCCAUUAUAAUUAGGCACACUUUUUUUCUUUUAUGAUUAAUUGCAAAGCUUUCAUCAGCAUUCAAACACAUCGAAUUCUAGGAUGCUGCGGGAUUGUCAUUGAGCACGUCUAAUGACAUGAAUGAAACUUUAUUGGAAGGUUUCUAUGCCUAGUCGAUUAAUUGCAGCAUUCAAACACAUCGAGUUCAGUCAUGUCCAUGACUGAAUCUUGAAAGCUGGCUGAAUUUCUCAUUUCCGUUAUUUUAAUCUUGAGAAUUGUUUUCUUUACAGAGUGGGGUGUUGUUUAAGGGAAAUCUGCGUGGACAGGCAGGCAAAAGCUAUGAAAAGAUAACAAAGCGGAUACAGGUGAUUCGAGUUUUGUUUCUUUCGUAAAUUUAGUGUCAAUACUCAAUUAUUCAGGCAUAUUUUUGUGUAAUUUUCAGCACAUUUAAUUCACAGGAUAGAUUUGGUGAUCAAUAUAAAGUUUUCCUUCUCAUCAAUCCAGAGGAUGAUAAACCUGUGGCAGUAGUGGUUCCCAGGCGUACAUUACAGCCUGAAUCAACAAGUAUGGGGACAAUCCUUCUGUUUACAAAUGAUCUCGAAUUUCCUGUUUUGUGCUUCCUCAUGAAUGCCUGAUGUCAGGGAAUAAAUGACCUGAUGGGAUCCGUUUCGAAACCUUCCUUAACAUUCAUUUGGUUUGCAUUUGCAGCCGUGCCGGAGUGGUUUGCUGCUGGUGUAUUUGGACUUGUCACCGUUUUCACCUUGUUACUCCGGAAUGUGCCUGCACUGCAGUCAAAUUUAUUGUAAGAUUUCUUUCUGGUCUUUCAUCUAGUCAUGUCAUGUUUCUGGAUUCUCGUUUAGGUAUACUUUCUUUGCCUAACAAUGAACAUUCUGUAAAGGUAUAUUGCUUCAUUUGCUGAAAUAUUUAACUCCGACUUCUGUCCUCAGAUGCUGUACUGUCAUCUCUUGAUCUGGGAAAAAGUUCAAACCGUCUUCAAAUUCUGAUAUUAGGGCAUACACAUUUUUUUGCUUAAGUUCGAACGUUCCAGAUGCUCCUUUUAUGUAUUAUUAGAGAUGUCUAAGUUUGUCAUCCUCUAUAAUGUUUGACAGCACAUUAAUUACUAGAAAGUUCACGCUCUCUAUGAUGAAGAUUUUGUAUUUUACUGUUUCUUGGGAGAGUAGAAAUCAGCAUGGAUUUAUGAUCACAAUGAGGCAGGAAUCAGUGUAGUUCCCAGGGCUAAAAUAAUGUUCUCCCAGUAUUCUUUUCAUUGAUCAAACAAAAUCUUCCGAUCCAAACUCUAUUAAAAGACGUGACUUUUCCUGUUACCUUGAAAUAAGAUGGAAAAAGAUUUACCUUUUCUUGCAACGCUUGUCUUCUGGUGGACCAUAGUUGACUCAAGGCUAGAAGUGGGGAUCGUGUGGGCUAGGAAAUGUACUGGUAAAAAGUUAAACCGUGUGAUGAAGGUAUCCAGUGCAAACUAAGCUCCAUUAUUUUUCUUUGCUUUUUUGUGAAAGAAGCAAAUAUUGCGUAAGAGAGUGUUGUACUGACAUAGUUGAUUGGAAACCAUCUGGAACAUGCAGACUGAUUCCAGCAUUUGUAAAGUUGGAUUUCUCCUGUUUAUUGCACAUUGAUUUAUCUUCAGUGGGAUACAACUUUCACCCAUUGCAAAUCUCGAGAUUGGUCAUAUUUUCACUGUAGGAAAUAUGUGUUUCUUUGAGGAUUAAGUUUUCAGACUUGGCUUUAGUAAUUAAUCAGUACUCAGAUGAAGUAUGAUGUCACUGCAGGAAAUGCCCUGUACUCUUUAUUACUUAUUCUGUUCAUGAUCAUGUCGAGUACAGCCAAGAUCACUUUAGUUUGAAGUUUGUAUCUGAUGCUUCUUCUGACACAAGUUUAUUAAUCUCAAUGCUAUUGACUUCUGAUGUUCCAGAUCAAUAUUUGACAAUAUUGGCUUAUUGACUGAUGGUCUUCCUGGAGCCCUUGUGACUGCACUUAUUUUAGGAGCCCACGAAAUUGGUCAUAUUUUGAUUGCAGGAGAUAUUGGGGUCAAACUCGGAGUCCCUUACUUUGUUCCUAGUUGGCAGGUUAGAUGUUUAUUUCCUGAUUCCAUGUUCUCGCAUCAAUGAACUUCUGUAUUGCUCCGAGGGUUAUGCAUAAAACAUGCAGCUCCAUUCUGGGGAUUGCAGAAAUAGGCAACGCAUGAUAAACCUUGAUUAAUUCAGUGACAGCUUUUUCGUGCAUAAUCUAGUUUCUGUUUCGCAUGCCUGGUCAAUGGUUUUCGCUUUUUGAAACAUCAUCAUCUUUUCGACCUCAAUUUGUUUCAGAUAGGAUCUUUUGGUGCAAUUACAAGAAUUGUAAAUAUUGUACCCAACCGUGAGAAACUUUUGAGGCUGGCGGCUGCAGGACCUUUGGCUGGAUUUUCUCUGGGAAUCCUUCUUCUACUUGCAGGAUUCAUUUUACCCCCAACUGAUGGCAUUGGAAUCAUCAUCAACCCAGAUAUUUUCCACGAAUCUUUUCUCGCUGGUGGAAUCGGUAUCGAUAUUCUCUCUUUAUUCUGGUUUUUUCUUUAGCUGAACAAUUUACGAUUUUAGUGAUUGUUAAUUUUGUUGCCAAACUGUCAGUAAAAUUGGCGCGUUCUUUUUGUGUAAUAAUCUGCUAGCUUUGUUCUCGGUGACGACACUUUGAAAUACAAGUAUUUGAAAAGUAUAACUCUUUCCGGGGCUGGCACUACUUGUUUGUUUCCUUCAGCUAAGCUUAUUCUUGGCGACGUCCUAAAGGAAGGCAGCCAGUUGUCGGUCAACCCCCUUGUCAUAUGGGCUUGGGCUGGGCUUCUUAUCAAUGCCAUUAAUAGCAUUCCGGCGGGAGAACUUGAUGGGGGCCGCAUCUCCUUUGCUCUGUGGGGAAGAAAGGUACUCUUCCUUUCUUUAUAGGAGUUAGGGACUAUUUUCGCCGUUGUUUCACCGUAGACGAUGUGUGGUUGUGGACGGUCUCAGGCCGGUGCUAAACGCGGUGCUCUUGGUUCAUUUUAUGAUUCGACACUUGUGCCUCGCUGAACUGCUUCUUUCUACCAGACAUCGACCCGCAUCACCAGCGUCGCACUUGCCCUGCUGGGCAUAUCUUCACUCUUCAAUGACGUGGCCUUCUACUGGGUGGCUCUGAUAUUCUUCCUUCAGAGGGGUCCGAUCGCUCCUCUAUCCGAGGAGAUCACCGAUCCUGAGGACAAAUACAAAGCGCUUGGCGUCGCAGUUUUGCUUCUGUGUCUACUUGUAUGCUUACCAUAUCCUUUCCCCUUCACUCCUGGGGAGCUAAAUGUGGAUUUUUGA